This is a messenger RNA of Grosmannia clavigera kw1407, 840 nucleotides long. RefSeq names its product u1 snrnp splicing complex subunit. Gene Ontology annotation, biological process: mRNA splice site recognition. Bases 1 to 840 code for a protein of 279 amino acids. Gene Ontology annotation, molecular function: mRNA binding. Gene Ontology annotation, cellular component: U1 snRNP; U2-type prespliceosome. The transcript has 2 exons. Lineage: Eukaryota; Fungi; Ascomycota; Sordariomycetes; Ophiostomatales; Ophiostomataceae. The record is from RefSeq and is a predicted model, not a curated record.
AUGGCGGCCGAGCAGCGAAAGCUCUUGGAGCAACUUAUGGGCGGCGGCAUAAGCUCUCGCAGCACACAGCUCUCCCUGAAUGACCCAAAGGUAUGCCGGUCCCACAUCGCCGGCACGUGUCCCCACGACCUGUUCACAAACACCAAACAAGACCUCGGACUGUGCCCAAAGGUACAUUCAGACGCGCUGAAAGAGGAGUACGAGGCGCUGUCGCCGAGCGAGCGGGCUAAGCACGGCUUCGACUACGACUACAUGCGCGACCUACAAAAGUACAUUGAAGAUUGCAACCGGCGCAUAGAGGCGGCGCAGCGCCGGCUGGAGAAGACGCCGGACGAGAUUCGCCAGACGAAUCAGCUGCUGAAGACGAUCAGCGAUCUGAAGAGCACCAUCGCCAACGGUCUCGUCGAGGUGGAGGUGCUCGGUGAGGCCGGUCUCAUCGGUCCCGGUAUGGACGAGUUCUUCCGCGUCAAGCAAGCGACGCAAGCCAAGGCAGAGCGAGAGAAGGAGCUCAAGGCCCUGAGCGACACUAGCGGCCCGUCGGGCCACCAGAAACUGCAGGUGUGCGACGUGUGCGGUGCAUACUUGAGUCGGCUGGACAAUGACCGCCGGCUGGCGGACCACUUUUACGGAAAGAUGCAUCUGGGGUAUGCGCAAAUGCGCAAGACGUACGAUGCCCUCUCCAAAGAGCUGCGCUUCAAGGGCCGUCCACCCGUAGGUGCCGACGGUGAUGACGGGGGCGCGCCGCCAGGACCCGGGAGCGGCUAUGGAGACGGUGCUUGGGGGCGGUCACGAGGUCCACGGGGUGGUGGCGGAAGGACCAGGAACAGGCCCCGGUGGUGA